AUGUAUAAUUCCAAUAGUAAUACACAUCAAAAAUCCAACACAGUAAGUGUUUAUAAUACAAGGACUGGAAAUGUAAGUAAAACAAAAUUGAUUCGGUUGGUAAAUGGCCACUAUAGACGAGUAGUAGAUAUUUCAAACAAAGACGAAAAAGAGAUCUUAUUUAGAACAUGCACAUGCCCAUACCCUAGCCCUAGGAGCGAAGAUACUAGAAACGCAUAUAUACCACCCGCAAAUAAUGUACCAACUAUCUCAUAUAGAAAAAGGAUGUAUUCUUCCUUUGGGAAUAAAGAAAGCAAUGAUAUUCAAAAAGAUGAAUCAACUACUGAAAAUGAAGAUUUGUCCGAAACGUCAUCGAAACAAGAAAGUACAAUAGACGACGGAACAGAGAGUUUAAUUAAUAGUAAAGAAACUGAUGAUGAUAAUCAAUUUGAACGAUUAUUCGAAGAAGUAGAAGAAGAAGAAGAAAAAAGGGAAGACUUAGUUGAAGAAGAAGAAAGCUUGAUUGAAGAAAAAGAAGAAAGUUUAAUUGAAGAAAAAGAAGAAAGUUUAAUUGAAGAAAAAGAAGAAAGCAUAAUUGAAGAAAAAGAAGAAAGCUUAGUUGAAGAAAAAGAAGAAAGCGUAAUUGAGGAGAAAAAAGAAGAGAUAAUUGAGAAGAAAAAAGAAAUCCCACCUAAAAAUAAAACAUUAAUAUUGCCUUCCAAAACAUUGAUGAAAGGAAUAAAAACUAAUAUUUACUUUUUAUCAAAUAAAGAAAAAAUUCAAGUUAUAUUGUGUUAUAAUUACAAAUGUGAUGCUGUUGUAUUUGAAAAGGGGGCGUUUUUAAGAUAUCUAUACAUAAAAUCUAUUAAUAAUAUUAUAUUAAAUGAACGAAUGAUUGAGGAGUUGUGUAAAAAUGAAAACUUAAAAUAUAUAUUAGCAUGCAAUUCCAUUGUUGUAGAAUCUAGCGAUUUUAUAAAACCUUUGAUUAUUGAAUUCGAAUCUUCAAAUUCAAAAAAUGUAUUUGUUAAACAUAUAAAACAUAAUUCACAAAAAGAAAUGGAUAUUAAUAAAUUCAAUGAAUAUAUGCGUGACCUUAAAUCAAAUGAAAAAUUGCGUCUUAAAAAAGUUGAACGAUUUCAUUCCAUAAAUUUGGCAUCCAACCAUUGA
Plasmodium vinckei vinckei is the source of this 1146-nucleotide messenger RNA. Its product is annotated as conserved Plasmodium protein, unknown function. NCBI's taxonomy places the organism in Eukaryota, Apicomplexa, Aconoidasida, Haemosporida, Plasmodiidae. The transcript is spliced from 2 exons. Bases 1 to 1146 code for a protein of 381 amino acids. The record is from RefSeq and is a predicted model, not a curated record.